AUGUUCUUCCGUACCGCCGUAGUAGCUUUCCUAUCCCUAGCCUACGUGUCUGCUUCAUCUUGUGGACCCAACGCCUGUAUCGGUUUCGCAUUCACUGGUGGAUUCCGCUGUAACUUGGAAACUGGGAAGUGUGGAUCCGGUCUCUUCGGUCUAGUCCCGACCGACGUGGAUUGUGCUUGUUGA
Perkinsus marinus ATCC 50983 is the source of this 183-nucleotide messenger RNA. RefSeq lists its product as hypothetical. The coding region runs from base 1 to 183 and encodes 60 amino acids. The transcript has a single exon. The record is from RefSeq and is a predicted model, not a curated record. Lineage: Eukaryota; Perkinsozoa; Perkinsida; Perkinsidae.